This is a messenger RNA of Haliotis rufescens (red abalone), 1583 nucleotides long. RefSeq names its product all trans-polyprenyl-diphosphate synthase PDSS2-like. Gene Ontology annotation, cellular component: mitochondrion; transferase complex. The transcript is spliced from 6 exons. Lineage: Eukaryota; Metazoa; Mollusca; Gastropoda; Lepetellida; Haliotidae. Gene Ontology annotation, biological process: isoprenoid biosynthetic process; ubiquinone biosynthetic process. The record is from RefSeq and is a predicted model, not a curated record. The coding region runs from base 69 to 1331 and encodes 420 amino acids. Gene Ontology annotation, molecular function: prenyltransferase activity.
UCCCAAAAAUAUUGCGAGCAAGCAUGGCCGCUUGUUGUUUUGUUUCUUGUAGGAAGUAGUCAGACACGAUGUGCUCGCAUUCACGGAUCCUACUGAGGUGCUUGUCGCGCGCGUUAAACAAUCAAACAAAACAUUUUCAUUCAAGAUGGAGAGGAAGACAUCAUUUCUUGAGUUUUUCACGAAACCUCUCAAAUGUUUACGUCAGCCCAAGGUCACGGGUGCCGAAAUUAUUGCAUCUUGGACAGAGAAAUGUCGGCCUUUGGAGCAGCAGUGAGCCAAGUGAUUGGAAUAAAGCUGUUUCUAAUGCUGAAAAGAUCGUUGGCUAUCCCACAUCUUUCAUGAGCCUCAGGUGUUUGCUCAGUGAUGAAAUUUCUAACGUAGUUCUUCACAUGAGGAAACUUGUAGGAACACAACAUCCAUUACUGCGAACAGCAAGAGGCCUGGUGUAUGAUGGAAAACAUGGCUUGCAGACCCGGGGGCUGAUCGUCUUGCUGCUGUCAAAGGCUGCAGGUCCAGGGCCAAAGUUAGAGGGAGAAAUACUAGAGAAGGACAAAAUCACAGGGAUAUGUCCACGGCAAAGGUCACUUGCAGAGGUCACAGAAAUGAUCCAUACAGCCAACCUCAUUCACAAAGGAGUUGUCAACCUUUCCGACCUUGACCCAGUUCUUGAUGGGCCAGUCAAGGACAUGGAGUUUGGAAACAAGAUGGCUGUCCUAAGUGGAGACUUCCUGUUGGCCAAUGCCUCAACAGGAUUGGCGGAGUUAAAAAACACAAAGGUGGUUGAAACCAUGUCAAGUGCAAUCGGGGACCUAAUGGAGGCUGAGUUUACAGGACUUCAGGACAGGAGAGGCAAUCCAGUUUUACUGUCCUCUGUCACAUUCUCUGAUUGGCUGAAACAAACAUUCCUGUCGUCUGGCAGCCUGUUGGCCAAGAGCUGCAAGUCGUCCAUGGAGCUAGUGAAACAUAGUGACCACAUUCAGGAACAAGCGUUUGAAUUUGGGUGUAACAUGGCGUACGUUCAACAGCUCAAUGAAGACAUGGCACCAUUCCUUAACCCGGAGGAAUUCCUUGAUCAACUGACAAUAGUGUCGGCUCCAGUGAUGAAGUAUGCAGAGACUUAUGGAGUUGCCUCCCUUGACACAUUCGCCUCUCCUCUCAGCUCCUCCGACAAGAAGCAGAUAGUGUCUUUGAUCAAGUCCUCCCCGGUGUUGAACGAAUGCCUCGCGUUGUGUGAAGAAUAUGGUCAAAAAGCGAUCCAAGCAUUAGAUGUUUUCCCCCAUUCUGAUGCCAAGAAGGCUCUGGUUAAUAUCGUAGAGGCAGUCAUGAAAUAAGUCUGAUGCUGGGAGUAGCAUCCUCAGGUCAUUGAGUGUCUGUCACAUUAUCCUUUGGCAAGAUGAUUGUGAACAUUGUUCAACAUGGAGACAAAUGUGAUCUUUCUUAAAUCAGGUUCACUAGACAUGACUACAUGUUUCUUUCAGUGGCAUUUAGAAGUUGGUGUGAUGAAGUAAGACGAGUUCUAUGGAUGAACAACUUCUUCAUUACAAUUAGUGCUACGUUUCGGUGUCGAUCCUAACACCUUUAUC